This is a messenger RNA of Scylla paramamosain (green mud crab), 1957 nucleotides long. Its product is annotated as ras-related protein Rab-8B-like. Gene Ontology annotation, molecular function: GTPase activity; GTP binding. Gene Ontology annotation, biological process: protein localization to plasma membrane; regulation of exocytosis; protein secretion. Gene Ontology annotation, cellular component: endosome; plasma membrane. The coding region runs from base 258 to 887 and encodes 209 amino acids. Lineage: Eukaryota; Metazoa; Arthropoda; Malacostraca; Decapoda; Portunidae. The record is from RefSeq and is a predicted model, not a curated record. The transcript has 6 exons.
UCUCAUUUUAACCCUGUUUUACGCCUGGCAUAUUCGAGUCUUGCUCACCCAUAAGGGAAGGUGCUCUCUCUCUCUCUCUCUCUCUCUCUCUCUCUCUCUCUCUCUCUCUGAGAGCCGUGAGCCCUAGAACACAUGUGGAUCACUGUUAUCUAGAGCUUAUCGCAAGCGUGACACAUUGAAACACGUGCCUACACUCUCCUCACACCACCGAGGCUCAGAAAAGCACAGCACAGUGUAGUAUUAGCAGUAGUAAGAGCAUGGCCCGUCCUCCUCGUGUUAUUAAGGUAUUAGUGGUGGGGAACAGUACUGUGGAUAAAGGACUCUUGCUCAGCAAAUUCGAGAACAGUGAGAGAAGAGAUUAUUCCUUUGUAUCUACUAUUGGUUUAUCUUGCUGCCUUACCAUCAUUCCUCUGGUUUUAAGCAUUCCCUUUCGUGUGAGGGACGUAAACGUAGAUGGCCAGACGGUCAGACUGCAGCUGUGGGACGCAGGGUGGACCGAGGCGUGGGCUGCCGUGGACGCCUCGUCCCACGACGCCCGUGCAGCUUCCGCCCUUCUGCUGGUGUACGAUGUGACUAGGGAAGACACCUAUGAGAGCGUCAGGAUGUGGCUGCAGAGAGUGAAAUCGGCUGGACGUUGCACAGACCGGGUUGUUAUGAUGGUUCUUGGGGACAACUGUCACUUUCAACGUGAUGAUCGGCAGGUGACGUGGGAGCGAGGCAAGGAGCUGGGGCGAGAGGGACGCGUGGCGUUCUUAGAGGUCUCCUCUGUCACCGCCGCCAAUCUGGAAACGGCCCUCAAGUCCGUGGCUCGCGCUGUGCUGGCUAAGGAAUCGGCGGCUGCCCACCAGUCCUCAAGCAACGACAGAAGCACGUGUUCAUUGCAGUAAAGUCUCGUUUACACGGGGCAAGUAGAGAGGCAAGUCAAGUGUACAAGUUGCCCGCUUUCACUUUUCAUAGGCAAGCAGUGAUAACAAGUAAUUUACACGUAAGCAAGUAAUAAGAGCAACCAAGGUCCAUAUACACGGUGUAUAUAGAUCUUGAGAGCAACUACACUCUAAGAUGAUGUUGCACGUUUGACGAGCACACAUCCGUUUUUCCACAUGAUAAUGGAUUCUACAAAGAUUGUGUUUAAUAAGGUGUCGAAACAAUUGUGUGGUGAAAUAUUGAAGACAGCCUGAGGGAUGAGUAAAGGUACGCGCACAAAGAACGCGCGAGAAACCAGCGCCGAUCCGUUGGGACUCGCGCUGGUUUCCGGCGCUGGUAGGUGAGCACAAAGGACGCUGGUAAUCUGCUCUGACCAGCGCGGGGAGGGACAUGGUAGAGCAGUUUUAUCAGCCAGUCGUGAUUCAUCAGCUGUAAAACAAACAUGUCAAGCUCAUUGUCUGAUGAGCUAAUAACACACACACACACACACACACACACACACACACACAUUCUUUCUUUCACAGUCUAGUUCUUUGCUGAUUUCUGCCUACAGCUUGUCAACAACAUUCCUGUUUGCGUGGAGCUUAUUUCCCUUAUCCCACAAUGGUGGUUUCUCAAAUACUUUGCUGAUAAGUAAUUCGAUGUCCAUCCUGAAACAGACGUCUACUCGCGCGAGAAAGUAGGCAAGUAUGGUUCUGGGGAAACAGGAAAGCUGGUUGACGCGGGCUGCCUGCGCCGACAAGCUCUGUGCACGCUUACACUUGUUUAUAUGGUGUAAUUCUGUGCACGCUUACACUUGUUUAUAUGGUGUAAUUUUGGCUCUGGUUGGUGCAUGAAUUUUUAAAGCUUACUUGGAAAUAAUGGGAUACAUAGAAGAAUACAUGAUUAUUCCGGUGUGUAGAAAAGUCCACAGUACGAAAAGAUGUUUCAGUGAAGAAAAUUGUCAUGCAGGAAGUUUAUUUGAUUUGAGAUUAAAAUAUUACAAAUUUAUGUACACGACGUAACUCGCGCCUCAUAAAUUUGAUAUGUGGCA